UCAAUAAUCUUAAGAUAUUUUUAGAAAAAAAAGAUGAAUUUGUGAAAUUCGUGUAAAUAAAUGAAAAGUAAAUAAGAGUGAUACAUUAAUGACGUGAGAAGAAACAAAGGAAGAAAAAAAAAAAAAAAAAACAAGAGCUUAAGUAGUAAUAAUAAUGGUUAAUAUUGAUUGUAAAUCAAGACGAGGCACCAAAAUUUCGGUGCUUAUAUUGGGCGGUGCUUUGUGUACGGUAUUGAUGGCAUAUUUUGUUUUCGGCGACACUAACGAUGAAAGAGGUCUAAGGAAUCUACGCAUGAUAUCAAUUCUUUUCAGACAUGGUGAGAAAAAUCCGAGUCAAUUUUAUCCAAAUGAUCCGCAUAUAUCUCAUGAUUGGUCCGGAGGCGUGGGGGCUUUAACUCAGAGAGGAAGUCUACAGGCUUAUAAUCUGGGUAAGAAUCUACGAAUGCGUUAUUAUCGUCUCUUGCCGCCGAACGGUCUAUACACCCAACAGGAAGUAAGAGUGUUGAGUUCAGCUGCCGAACGAUGUGUGAUGAGCGCAAAUUCUUUGCUCGCUGGUUUUAUGCCGCCCUUAGAACACAAUAAUCCUUUGCCCAUAGAAUGGCAACCAGUAGCGGUUAACACUUUGAAACGAUCUGAAGAUACGCUAUUGGCUCAGAAGAAACCUUGCUCGAAAUAUGAUAAUAUUCUAGAAAAGCUCUAUAAGUAUCCACCGGCAGAUUUGAAAAAAAUUAAUGAAGAUAACGCCGCUUUAUAUGGCUUACUAAGCAAACAUACCGGUCGGAAUGUCAGCUCGGUGCUAGAUGUCGAAUUAUUAUAUAAUACAUUAAAAGGUGAGAGCGAAGCUGGACUUGCUUUGCCAGAUUGGGCUGAGAAUAUACACCCGGAACGGUUAGAACCAUUGGCCGAACGUAGUUAUGUACUAUUUACUGAGAGUAAUCUAAUGAAAAAAGUAAAAGGCGGUGCAUUUCUAACGGAAAUUCAUACGAAUAUGAUUGAUAAGCGUCGGAGAAACUUAAAUCCAGAUCGAAAAAUCUUUCUUUAUUCAGGUCACGAUAUUACCCUAGUUAACGUAAUGAAUUCAUUGGGUAUCCUCGAUCAAACAGCCAAAUUGCCAGAAUAUUCCUCCGCCUUAGUAUUCGAAUUGCACCACAAUUCCCUAUUCACAGACGAUUUCGAAGUUAAGAUCGUUUAUUAUUAUAACAGCGACGAUAAAUUCCCCAAGGAAUUGGAUAUACCUCAUUGCGAUGCCCCUUGUUGUUUAACAGAUUUUAGUGCAACAAUUGCUCAUCUUUUAAUCGAUAAUUAUGACGAGACGUGUGAAAAUCCUGUAAAUAAUUGUAAAUAAAUUGAGCAGAAAGAGAAGGAAAGAAAACCCAGAA
This is a messenger RNA of Glossina fuscipes, 1379 nucleotides long. RefSeq names its product lysosomal acid phosphatase. The transcript is spliced from 6 exons. Gene Ontology annotation, molecular function: phosphatase activity. Lineage: Eukaryota; Metazoa; Arthropoda; Insecta; Diptera; Glossinidae. The record is from RefSeq and is a predicted model, not a curated record. Gene Ontology annotation, biological process: dephosphorylation. Bases 155 to 1345 code for a protein of 396 amino acids.